AGACAAAAAAAAGGUGGAGACUUUACAUCAUCAAAGGAGAGACCCACUUCAAUGUCGCUGCAGAAUCACUGGUGUUAGUGGUGGUGGGUUAGGAGGUCUUGUAGAGAGAAGAAGAUAGAACAAAAGGUGCUAGCUUUUUUCACCAAAUAAAAGAGCUUACUUAGAUUAGUGAGAACCCCCAAACCCAAAUCUUCUUCCUUUCUUUCUCUUUAAUCUAGGAAGAUGGGCUCUGCGGCGCAUUUUAGCAACGAGAGGGUGUUCAGAGGGUUUCUUGUUUGGUUCUGCUGGUGGGGAUUGCUCUCUCUAACAUGCGUAACAGGGAGGCUCAGUGUCUCAAGUCAGAACUUGGAAGUGCACAAACACUUGAAACGAUUGAACAAACCAGCCGUUAAGAGCAUUCAGAGUCCAGAUGGAGACAUAAUAGACUGUGUUCAUAUCUCCAAGCAACCAGCUUUUGACCAUCCUUUCCUCAAAGAUCACAAGAUUCAGAUGAAUCCUAGUACAGUCCCUGACCUGCUGUUUGGUGAGAACAAAGUGACUGAGAAACCAAAAGAGAGAAUCAAUCCAGUCACUCAGUUAUGGCACCAGAGCGGAGUGUGUUCCGAAGGAACAAUACCAGUGAGGAGGACAAAGAAAGAAGAUGUUCUGAGAGCAAGUUCUGUUAAACGCUACGGUAAGAAGAAGCACCGUACUGUUCCCCUGCCUCGUUCUGCUGAUCCUGACCUCGCCAACCAAAGUGGUCAUCAGCACGCUAUAGCUUAUGUGGAAGGAGGCAAGUUUUACGGAGCCAAGGCGACGAUAAAUGUUUGGGAACCCAAAGUACAGAGCCCAAAUGAGUUCAGCUUGUCUCAGCUGUGGAUUCUUGGUGGUGCUUUUGGUCAAGACCUCAACAGCAUUGAAGCUGGUUGGCAGGUUAGUCCGGAUCUAUAUGGUGAUAACAAUACAAGACUCUUCACAUACUGGACGAGUGAUGCUUACCAAGCUACUGGCUGCUACAAUCUCCUUUGUUCCGGUUUUAUACAAAUCAACAGUCAAAUAGCAAUGGGAGCUAGUAUAUCUCCAGUAUCUGGCUUCCAUAACUCCCAAUACGAUAUCAGCAUUACCAUUUGGAAGGAUCCGAAAGAAGGGCACUGGUGGAUGCAGUUUGGAGACGGAUACGUGUUGGGGUACUGGCCAAGCUUUCUGUUCUCGUACUUAGCAGACAGUGCGUCGAUAGUGGAAUGGGGUGGGGAAGUAGUGAACAUGGAAGAAGACGGUCACCAUACCACCACUCAAAUGGGAAGCGGUCUGUUUCCUGAUGCAGGGUUCUCGAGAGCAAGUUACUUUCGGAAUAUUCAAGUUGUUGAUCGCUCUAAUAACCUGAAAGAACCGAAAGGGCUCAACACUUUCACUGAGAAGUCUAAUUGCUAUGAUGUUGAGGUUGGUAAGAAUGAUGACUGGGGGCAUUAUUUUUACUAUGGUGGCCCUGGAAGAAACCCUAAUUGUCAGUAGAUGGUGAACAGAAGAAACAAGAUGAUGAUGAUUGAUGAAGAUGUAGAGUAACACUUGUGCUGUGUGGAAAUAUCGUUUUUGUUGAUUUAUUCUUACACUAUCUGGUUUUUCAGAACACUUUUUGUUUUGGUUUCUAGGUUUUGGUUAGGUAUUAGUUGCGGUUUUUGGGGGUUCUUACUUGUUACUUGGGUUGGAAGAGACCAAGUGUGACUGCAGUUUGUAAGUGUGGAAGAGAUUUUGAGAAGUCUUGUCUCUUGUAACCUUGAAGACAAGGAGGUUGCAGAGCUUUUGGGUUGUUUUUUAGAGUCUUUCCUUUUGGUGCAUUUGCUGCUUAUUGAAAAGAGAAUUUGUAAGUGGGAAAGAGAGAGCUUGAACAAGUUUGUUUGUAGUUUGUAAUUGUGAAAGAGAGAAUCUGUUUAGUCUUA
Molecule: messenger RNA, 1916 nt
Organism: Raphanus sativus (radish)
Lineage: Eukaryota; Viridiplantae; Streptophyta; Magnoliopsida; Brassicales; Brassicaceae
Exons: 7
Coding region: 223-1491 (422 amino acids)
Source: RefSeq, a predicted model, not a curated record